Messenger RNA from Penicillium oxalicum, 4008 nucleotides. RefSeq lists its product as uncharacterized. Gene Ontology annotation, molecular function: ATPase-coupled monoatomic cation transmembrane transporter activity; P-type ion transporter activity; ATP binding. Bases 1 to 4008 code for a protein of 1335 amino acids. Lineage: Eukaryota; Fungi; Ascomycota; Eurotiomycetes; Eurotiales; Aspergillaceae. Gene Ontology annotation, biological process: intracellular calcium ion homeostasis. Gene Ontology annotation, cellular component: membrane. The record is from RefSeq and is a predicted model, not a curated record. The transcript is spliced from 20 exons.
AUGAGCAGCCGUCCACCCUCCCCGCCGGGGACUGGUCCUGUGGACCUCUCCAUGCCUCGUCCGAGUCGUCGGCGAGACUCGUUGCGCAGCAGCGUGAGUGUGGUGUCUGACGUAGAGAUGGCCCGGAACGAGGUUUUCGAUGGACCCAUCUCCGAAAGUAUUCCGUCGAGCGUGGUCUCGUUUCUCCAUCGUCGCAAACGAGCCGACUCCAAUGUGAGCUUCACAUACUUCCAAGACGAGGAGGAUUUUGCGGAAUGGUCGAACGAGGAUGCCUUGGAAGUGGAAAGCGACGGCGAGGAGCAGUCACUGGAAGGUCUGAACGGUGCCGAUCUGGAGUCUCACCGCAGUUCAUUUGCCUCGAAGAGACUCUCGCGUGAGUCGGUGGAACGUCCCUUGCUGUCGCGGUUCCUCUCUGCAAGCUCAUAUGGCCGUGACCGACGGACCGGUGGCCGUUUGAACCAGAAGGUUUAUAUCGCCUCAGAGGACCUUACAGCUGUGUUCGCUGGGUUCUCGACCAGUGCGACCGGAUACGCGAUCUAUUUGAUUCUAUGUCUCAUCACGGGAGGACUGGGAUACUUGGUGUUUCGGUGGCUUCCGCGCUGGCGGGUCAAGCUGGUUGGGAAGCCGACACCGCUGGGGAAAUGUCAAUGGGUUGCAAUUGAGGAUCAAUGGAAUCAAUUCAUGGUUCAACGAAUUGACAAGCAAGAAUAUGGGCGUCCUUUGUCGACCGUCUUCGUCGAUUCAUCCGGACGUGUCUUUGACGAAGAUACGGACCCGAACAUGGAAUACCUCCGUUUCUUAGAUUACAGGCACAUGCGUUUCUGCUACCACCCGACGGAGGAUAAGUUCGAUCUGAUCAGCGGCUGGAAAGACCCAUCGUGGACUAAUGCAAAGGUCAUGCGGGCUGGUCUGGAUGCCGAGGAUCGAGACAGCAGGGAGCAAAUUUUCGGUCAAAAUGUCAUUGAUAUCCAGCAAAAGACGGUGCCUCAGCUCUUGGUCGACGAGGCUUUCCAUCCCUUCUAUAUGUUCCAGGUGGCCAGUCUUGUCCUUUGGUCCAUGGAUGAGUAUUACUAUUACGCCGUUUGCAUCUUUCUCAUUUCGGUCUUCAGCAUUGGAACGACAGUUUUGGAGACAAGAUCCACCAUGCGUCGCCUGCGCGAAAUUUCUCUGUUCGACUGCGACGUACGUGUUCUGAGGAACGGCUUCUGGCGAUCGGUCUCUUCCCAAGAUCUGGUACCCGGAGACGUUUUUGAAUUCUCUGAUCCCUCCUUGAACCAAGUGCCAUGUGAUUGUAUUCUCCUGUCUGGUGACUGUAUUGUAAAUGAAAGCAUGCUCACAGGCGAAUCUGUUCCCGUAUCAAAGACCCCCCUGACCGACGAGGCCUUGGCGUAUCUCGAUCUCAGUGCGCCCUCUAUUCAUCCCGAUGUCGCAAAGCAUUUCCUCUUUAGUGGCACCAAAGUUAUUCGGGCUCGACGGCCCCAAAACGCGGACGACGACGAGGCUGUGGCUUUGGCAAUCGUCAUGAGAACCGGAUUCUUGACCACCAAGGGUGCCCUUGUUCGCUCGAUGCUUUUCCCCAAACCUUCAGGCUUCAAAUUCUAUCGGGAUUCAUUCAGAUACAUUGCUGUGAUGGGAAUGGUUGCCCUUCUGGGAUUCAUUGCAUCCUUCAUCAAUUUUGUCCGACUUGGCCUUGCUUGGCACCUGAUCAUCGUUCGUGCACUCGACUUGAUCACCAUUGUCGUCCCACCCGCCCUCCCCGCAACACUCACCAUUGGUACCAAUUUUGCACUGUCUCGGCUGAAGAAGCAAUCGAUUUUCUGCAUCAGCCCGCAGAAGGUCAAUGUCGGUGGGAAAUUGGAUGUGGUCUGCUUUGACAAGACCGGUACGCUUACGGAAGAUGGACUGGACGUUCUGGGCGCGCGAACGGUUGGCGAGAACCAAAGAUUUUCCGAACUGUUGUCUGAGACGUCAGCGGGAGUGUUGCUACCUCCACCAAACCGGGACUCGCCCUUCGACCUCGAGAAGCAGCGCAAGAUCGUAUACACCAUGGCGACCUGUCAUUCUCUGCGUGUCGUGGAUGGCGAAUUGCUUGGUGAUCCGCUUGACGUGAAGAUGUUUCAAUUCACGGGAUGGACAUACGAGGAAGGCGCAGGCCACGCGUCUGAUCAGGCGGGCGCUAAAUUUGACAACAUCACUCCAUCGGUUGCAAAGCCACCGGUCACCCACGGAGGGGAUCUUCAACCGAAUGGACCCAGCAUUGCCGUCGAGCUCGGAGUCCUUCGUAGCUUUGAAUUUGUUUCCCAACUCCGCCGCGCGAGCGUGGUUGUCAGACAGUUCGGAGACAAUGGAGUCCACAUUUUUGUGAAGGGUGCUCCUGAAAGUAUCAGGGAUAUCUGUCGCCCCGAGUCCCUGCCCGCUGAUUACGAAGAGCUGUUGAGUCACUACACCCACAAGGGCUACCGUGUCAUUGCCUGUGCCACCAGAUAUGAGCGCAAACUCAGCUGGAUGAAAGUGCAAAAGUUGACACGUACUGAAGCCGAGAGCAAUUUAGAAUUCGCAGGAUUCAUCAUCUUUGAGAACAAGCUGAAGAGCACCACGACCGAAGUGAUUGCUGAAUUGAACCAGGCUAACAUUCGGAAUGUCAUGUGCACUGGAGAUAACAUUUUGACUGCCAUUAGCGUUGCUCGAGAGUGCAAAAUGAUCGGGGCCGACGAGCAAUGUUUCAUCCCGCACUUGAUUGACGGUCAGCAUGCACUCGAUGACUGUGUAGAGAGUACGACGAUGCUGACGAUCAUUGAUAUAGAACCUGGACUUGAAACCAAGACCUCGAUCAUCUGGGAAAGCGUGGACGACCCUGAUCUCCGACUGGAUCCACGAACUCUUCUGCCCGCACGAGACUCUGAGACCGACGUUUCUAUUCCUGGAAACUCCCUAGUCAAUCAAAAGUAUUGCGUUGCCGUUACGGGUGACGUGUUCCGAUGGAUGGUGGACUAUGGCAACGAGGACGUCCUCAACCGGAUGCUUGUGAUUGGUAAAGUCUUUGCGCGAAUGUCACCGGAUGAAAAGCACGAACUGGUCGAGAAGCUUCAGUCGAUUGAUUACUGCUGCGGUUUCUGCGGAGAUGGUGCAAAUGAUUGCGGCGCUUUGAAGGCUGCCGACGUCGGUAUCUCCCUGUCGGACGCCGAAGCGUCUGUGGCUGCCCCCUUCACAAGCCGACAAUUUGACAUUUCUUGUGUGCCCAAAUUGAUUCGUGAGGGACGUGCAGCUUUGGUGACUAGUUUCUGCUGCUUCAAGUUCAUGAGUCUUUACUCGGCAAUUCAAUUCUCCACCGUCAGCUUCUUAUAUACAUCGGGCUCCAAUCUUGGUGAUUUCCAGUUUCUGUUUAUUGAUCUUGCCUUGAUCAUGCCGAUCGCCAUUUUCAUGGGAUGGACGGGUCCAUAUCCCAUUCUUUCUCGCAAACGGCCCACGGCAGAUCUCGUCUCACGUAAAGUAUUGACCCCCCUUUUGGGGCAGAUCAUCAUGGUGGUUCUGGGGCAGUUGGCCAUCUUUAAGACGGUUCAGAUGCAGCCAUGGUAUCUGCCUCCUCAGCUCGAUGUCGAUAAAAGCAAUAUUGAAAACUCAGAGAACUCGGCCUUGUUCCUGUUCUCGUGUUUCCAGUACAUUCUCACAAGCGUUGUCCUCAGCGUUGGCCCGCCCUUCCGACAGCCUCUGACAAAGAAUGUUCCAUAUCUUUGUACAAUCCUUAUCGCGCUUGCAGUUGCGGCUUACAUGCUCUUCCGGCCCUCGGAAUGGGUCCAGGACGUGAUGCAACUGACUUUCCUGUCUGACGGCUUCCGCGGCUGGCUUGUGGCGUUGGCACUGGGCCUGUUCGCAGUUGCGUGGAUGUCCGAGUCAACUCUCUUCCCCCGGUUGGCUCGGAUGAUCGGUCACCUUCGAGCUCGUCUCCAGCCCACUUACCGCAAGAAGCGCCGCCAGUACAAGGUCCUCCUGGAGCAGAUGCGGGCGUAA